UCAUUGCCCAGGCUGGAGUGCAGGGGCUGCUUCAUAGCUCACUGUAACCUCGAACUCCUGGGCUCAAGUGGUCCUCCAGCCUCAGCCUCCCAAAGCGCUGGGAGUACAGGUGUGAGCCACCGCGCCAAGUAAAGCAAACGAUGAUGUCACAGCACUUCCCAGAAAACCCCAUCUAAAAUUGCACUCAGAGUAUAACAGUUUUUCUCCUUCCUUCCGUCCUUCUCUCUCUCUCUCUCUCUCUCUCUCUCUCUCUCUCUCUCUCUCUCUCUUUCUCUCUCUCUCUCCUUUCUCUCUUUUUCUCUUGCUCUUCUCUUUUCUCCAGCCCAGGCUGGAGUGCAAUGGCAUGAUCUUGGCUCACUGCAACCUCUGCCUCCCGGGUUCAAGCGAUUCUCCUGCCUCAGCCUCCUGAGUAGCUGGGAUUACAGGCGCCUGCCACCAUCUGUUUGAUUUUUGUGUUUUUAGUAGAGACAGGGUUUCACCAUGUUGACCAGGCUAUUCUCAAACUGCUGACCUCAGGUGAUCCGCCCUCCUCGGCCUCCUAGAGUGCUGUGAUUACAGGUGUCAGCCACUGUGGCCGGCCCAUUUAUUUAUUUCCUUAUUGGGUGUCAUGCCUACUAGAACAUAACUUAAUGAGGGCACAGAUUUUUGUUCACUACUGUAUCCUCCAGCACCUAGAUAAGGCCAGCCUGUUGUUGGUGCUCAAAUAUUUGCAAAUAAUGAACGUUAGGAAGGAGCAGGGCAUCACACAGGGCACUUCCAAACAAAUACUUAGUCCCCUUUAUUUUGCAAGCCCUUCAGCCCUCUCCUCUCAUCCUAGACAUCAGGUCAGAGAGCUCAGUCAAGUCUCUCCUGUUGGGAACCAGCCUUGGGACUCUUAAUCCCAGGGUUGUAAGUUCGAGCCCCACAUUGGGUACCAGAUGUUGAGAACCAGCCCAACCCUGUAUGUGGGUGCCCCGUAUCCUGGCAGUGAUGACGAGUGAGAAAAGAAAGACAGACACAAUAAUAGAAUUUUACAGCAUGGGUCCAGGGAUCCAAUCUGAGCUGGCAUUGAGCUCUGGGCUCCAAGUGCUUUUAUUGGGUGUAUUAUCUUCUUAAUCUUGCAGCCUAUGGGGAGGGGGUUGAGGAGGAAGAUAGCUGGACGAAGAGCAUGUGUCUACAGCAUUCAAUAGCAAACAUAGUUCUUCUAAGAAAUGCUAACAAAGGACACUGCGACUUUACCACCCAUUGUCUAAUCAGAUGCUUUGAGAGGUAUAAGAUAAGGCACCAUAAGGUCUGACCACACACAACGCAUCAAGGGGCUUUUAUCUCCCAAGCAUUGUGGACACAAAGCAAUUGGAAUUGCUCCAUAUUCUGAGAACAUAGGCAGAGCCUGUGGUGUUCCUUGAUCUCUGCCCUGUAAGGCCUUCUGGCCUUACCAGCUCCCAUCUGCAAAGACCCUCCCCGAGUCUUGUGAGCAGAGGUUGCAUUUCCUCCCCAGAGUCUUUUGCAUAGGCUCCCUUUACGAGAUCCUAUACAAACUCUAUGUUGGGAAGAGUUGUGGGACCAAAGCAGUUUUUUUUUCCUGCUCUGCAACCACACUGCAGUGUUCUGCUGUUCUAGGGCGCUCUCAGAUGCUCUGUACCAUAGGCCUCCUGUUACUGCUUAAUCUCUGCUUUUAUUUUACUGCAGCAUAGUUUGGAUAUGAUCUGUGACACAAAUCUCAGUGUAUAAAAAGCAAAGCAAGCUUGUAAUCAUUUAACUAUAAGUAACACAGGUCUGCCCCUGGCCAUCUCUUCCCACACCUCCCCAAGACCAAUGUUUCCCAGUGGUCUGUGGGUUGAGAAGUCAGCACCCGCCAAUUACACCCACACUCAGGCUAUACACCUGAGUCAUGGAGGAAAGAAUGAGGAAUCACAGAUGGUCACAGCUGGGAGCAGAGGUUCCUGAACUCUUGCUAUGUAACAGAAUAUCGGUGCAGCUUAUAGAAAUUCAGCUUCCCAGGCACACCUCGUGAUUCUACUCCAGAUACUGCAGAAUUUCUCAGUUGGCCCAGGAAUGUGCUUUUGGUUUUGUUUUUGUUUAUUUUUUAGAUGGAGUCUCGCUCUGUUGCCCAGGCUGGAAUGCAAUGGUAUGAUCUCGGCUCACUGUAACCUCUGCCUCCGCAAAUAGCUGGGAUUACAGGCAUGUGCCACCACACCCGGCUAACUUUUUUUUUUGGUAUUUUUAGUAGAGACGGGGUUGUACUAUGUUGGCCAGGGUGAUCUUAAACUCCUUUCCUCAGGUGAUCCGCCUGCCUUGGCCUCCCAAAUUGCUGGUAUUACAGGUAUGAACCAGUAUACCUGGCCGGAGUGUGCAUUUGUAACAACCACAUUUGUGAUCCUGAUUAAAGUCCACAUUUUGGGACCAGGCUUGGUGGCUCAGACCUGUAAUCCCAGCACUUUAGGAGGCUGAGGUGGGUGGAUCACCUGAUGUCGGGAAUUUGAGACCAGCCUGGCAAAGUUGGUGAAACCCUGUCUCUACUAAAAAUACAAAAAUUAGCCGGGUGUGGUUUCGUGUACCUGUAAUCUUAGCUACUCGGGAAGCUGAGGCAGAAGGAUUGCUUGAUCCCAGAAAGUGGAGGUUGCAGUGAGCCGACUGAGCCACUGCACUCCAGGCUAGGCAACAGAGGGAGACUCUGUCUCAAAAAAAAAAAGGAAACACACAUUUUGAAAGACAAUGCAGUGCAUUGUGCACAAGUUGCACAGCUAGGCAAACAGGUCCAGGUAGGGGAAUAAUACCCUGCAUAACAUUAGAGUUCCCAAAUCCUUCCCUCCGGCCCAGUACCCUUACUGCCUCGAAUACCUUCCUUAGAAUGUUAGGAACUGGGGUGGGGUGUGAUGGCUCAUGCCUGUACUCCCAGCACUUUGGGAGGCUCAGGCAGUGGAUCACUUGAGGUCAAGAGUUCGAAACCAGCCUGGUCAAUAUGGUGAAACCCCGUGUCCACUAAAAAUACAAAAACUAGCUGGGCGUGGUGGUGCACGUCUGUAGCUGCAACUACUUGGGAGGCUGAGGCAGGAGAAUCACUUGAACCUGGGAGGCAGAGGUUGGAGUGAGCUGGGAUGGCACCACUAUACUUCAGCCUGGGUAGAGCUAGACUUCAUCUCAAAAAAACACCAAGAAUGUUAGGAACUGGAAGUGGCAGUUCUUAGAGGGGUUGAGGCACAGGGAAACUCUGUUAAGCUGUGUUCCAGCCCAGAGGGGAGAUGCCCAUGCCAGGCUCCAGAGGGAUGACAUCAAUACCUUUCUUCAUUAGGUGCCACAGAGCCCACAAGGAAGAAGGGAGAAGAAGGCGAAGGCACUGCAAACUCCAAAUUCUGGUUCAUACUACUCUAUCUCUGCUUCUUCCUUGUUUUCUAUCUGUGACCUCCUUUGGGUCUCAGUGUCCCUAUCCGUUAAAAGGGAGAGGUGAAGCUCUGCCCCAGCAUCUGAGGGUUUCAGGUCUAAUCUGGACCUUUCUUCAUGACAGAACAGUCUGUCCCUCUUGUCUGAUGUUUUUUAGACCCCCAGACUCGUUUGAAUAUAUAACAACUGGCUGGGUGCAGCUUUGGGAGGUCAAGAAGGAUGGAUCACCUGAGGUCAGGUGUUCAAGACCAGCCUGGCCAACAUGGCCAAACUCGGUCUGUACUAAAAAUACAAAACUAGCCAGGCACCUGUAGUCCCAGCUACUUCGGAGGCUGAGGCAGGAGAAUUGCUUAAACCUGGGAGAUGGAGGUUGCAGUGAGCCCAGAUCACACCACUGCACAACAGCCUGGGCAAAACAACAGCAACGGAGAAAUAGGCAGAACAGGGCUUUACAACCUAGUACCGAGAUGGAAAAGCUGAAGCACAAGAAGGGACCAUGUCUGGGGCAAGGUCACACAGCAAGACCCAGCUCCUCUGACUAUCUAAUCUUAUCUGCUGCUGCUGCCGCCCAAGUUCCUUGUAUUCAGGCCAAAUUGAACAAAUUACAUGGCCCAGAAAACAUUCUGCAUUCCUUCCUGCUGCCUGGGUUUCUGUCUUUGCUCCCAACUCCUGUCCUUUGAGCCAGGGGUCCCAACCCCCAGGCCAUGGACGGGUACUGGUCUGUGGCCUAGGAACCAGGAUGCACAGCAGGAGGUGAGCAGUAGGCGCAGAAGCAUCACCACCCGAGCUCUGCCUUUUGUCAGGUCAGGAGCAGCAUUAAUUCUCAUAGGAUCGUGAACCCUAUUGAUAACUAUGCAUGUGAGGGAUCUAGGUUGCGCGCUCCUCAUGAGAAUCUAAUGCCUGAUGAUCUGAGAUGAAACAGUUUCAUCCCCAAACCAUCCCCUCUGCCCCCUGCUCCUGCCCCCUACCCCGUCCAUGGAAAAACUGUCUUCCAUGAAACCCGUCUCUGGUCACUGGUGCCAAAAAAGGUUGGGGUCUACUGCUCUAAGCCAAUUUUCCUUUCUUUAAAAAAAAAUUUUGUUUUGAGACAGUGUUUUGCUGUAUUGCCCAGGCUGCAGUGGAGUGGCAGGAUCACAGCUCACUACAACCUCGACCUCCUGGGCUCAAGCAAUACUCCUGUCUUGGCUUUGCAACAGGCGUGAGCCACCAUGAUGAGCCUAAACCCAUUCUAAACAUUCCUUCUUUGGGGAAGCCCCUUUGAUCUCUCCACUCUGAGCUCCUGGGCCCUGGCCCUUUUCUGCUCCGAGGGUAAUUACAGUCUUUCUAGGCUGUGUUAGUCAGUGGAGUCAUGAAGUUACUGGAAGACAGACACAUGUGAUUCCCCUCUCAUGGCUGGAUACCCUGCAGGGUGCCACAGCACGAGUCCUGCACAUAGAAGGUGCAGGACACGGUAGAUCAUCCCUGUAAUCCCAGCACUAUGGGAGGCUGAGGAAGGAGGAAUGCUAGAGCCAGGAGACCAGCCUGGGCAACAGAGUAAGACCCCACCUCUUAAAAAAAAUUAGCUGGUGUGAGUGCAUGAACUUGUAGCUCCAGCUACUAGGGAGGCUGAGGGAGAAAGAUCACUUAAGUCUGGGAAGUUGAGGCUGUAGUGAGCUGUAAUUGUGGCACUGCACUCCAGCCUGGGUGACAGAGCAAGAUCCUAUCUGAAAAAAAAAAGAGAAAGAAAGUAAAAAAAUAUAUAUAGAGAGAGGUAGAAAGAAAAGAGAAGAGGCCAGGUGUGGUGGCUCACACCUGUAAUCCCAGCACUUUGGGAGGCUGAGGUGAGCAGAUCACUUGAGGUCAGGAGUUCAAGACCAGCCUGGCCAACAUGGUGAAACCCCAUCUCUAUGAAAAAUACAAAAAAUUAGCCGGUUGUGGCGGUGGACACCUGUAAUUCCAGCUACCCAGGAGGCUGAGACAGGAGAAUUGCUUGAACCUAGGAGGUGGAGGCUGUAGUGAGCUGAAAUCGCACCACUGCACUCCAGCCUGGGCAACAGAGCAAGACUCCACGCGAGAGAGAGAGAGAGAGAGAGAGAGAGAGGGAGAGAGAGAGAGAGAGGGAGAGAGAGAGAGAGAGAGAGAGAGAGAGAGAGAGAGAGAGAGAGAGAGAGAGAGGAGAGAGAGAAAAGGAAAGAAAAGGAAAGGAAAGGCAUGAGGUCCAUGCUCUUGAGGCCUCACCGGCUGGCAGGGAGCAGACCGGGGUCCUGUUUGCUCCCCUUGCCUCCCUCCCCACCCUAUCCCAGCUCUCAUUCCCUGAGAAUACAGGAUGGAGGCUGAGCCAGUCCUGCCAGCUUGCAGCUGGUGGAGCCAGGGAGGACUGAAUUGACCUCAAGGACCUUACCUCUAUCUCUUGGUCCUCUCCUCCCUCCCCACCCAUGACCCCCAGCCCUGCUCCCUGUGUGUUUGAGUAGAGGGCAGGGAUUGCUAAACCUGCUGGGUGAGUCCAGUGAGUCAGAGGCGAUUCAGGUGGGCGGGCUGGUGGGCAGGAGGGCAGAGGAAGUGCCAGUACCACUGAGACCAUGGCCCUGACAGUGUGCGUGCAACGAAUAACAGGGCUGUCCGGCACCCACGACCGACAAGUGAAGCUCAGCUUUCGCGGCUUUACCCAGAAAACAAGAAAAAUUCACUGUGGUCAAGAAGCCGAUAUUGGUGAGCUGUUCCACUGGCCCCACUAUGGGGCUCCACUGGCUGGGGAGUGUCUGUCUGUGCAGGUGGUCAACUGCAGCCGUGUAUUCAGCCCCAGGCCCUUGGGGACCCUGGUGAUCUCCCUGCAGCAGCUACAGAAUGCUGGGCGUUUGAUGCUACGGGAAGCUCUAGUGGAUGAGAAUCUUCGCGUGUCCCCGAUCCACGUGGAGCUUGACCUGAAGUACCAGCCCCCAGAGGGCGCUACUGGAGCCUGGGCAGAGGAGGACUUUGGGGCACCCAUCCAGGACAGCUCGGAGUUGAUCAUCCGUAAUGUGGAAUUCCAGGAACUGGAGCCUAGGGAGGCCCAGCUGGAGCGGCGGGCAGUGGCUCUGGGUCGCAGGCUAGCUCGAAGCCUAGGCCAGCAGGAUGAUGAGGAGAAUGAGCUGGAGCCUGAGCUGGAGCAGGACCUGGAGGAUGAGCCUGACAUGGAACUUUCUGGUGUUGUGUUCAGCCCUCUCAAGAGCCGCACCAGGGACCUGGCCUGUGGGGAUCCCUUCCAGAUGUCCAGAGCUCAAGACUUCCAGGUGGGAGUCACGGUGCUGGAGGCCCAGAAACUGGCUGGAAUCAACAUUAACCCCUAUGUGACUGUGCAUGUUGGGGGACAGCGCCGUGUCACCUCCACACAGCUUGGAACCAAUUGCCCCUUUUACAAUGAGUACUUCUUGUUCGAAUUUCAUGACACCCGGCUUCGCCUCCAAGACUUGCUGCUGGAGAUCACGGCUUUCCAUUCGCAGACCCUCCCUUUUAUGGCCACCCGGAUAGGCACCUUCAGGAUUGACCUGGGCAUCAUCUUGGACCAGCCAGAUGGCCAAUUCUACCAAAGAUGGGCUCCGCUGCAUGAUCCCCAGGACACCCGCGCCGGGGCCAAGGGCUUCGUUAAGGUCACAUUGUCCGUGAGGGCGCGCGGGGACCUGCCCCCUCCAAUGCUACCCGAGGCCCCAGGGCACUGUUCGGACAUCGAGAAGAACCUGCUCUUGCCGCGCGGGGUGUCCGCCGAGAGGCCGUGGGCGCGGCUCCGCGUGCGCCUGUACCGCGCCGAGGGGCUUCCCGCGCUGCGCUCUGGGCUGCUGGGCAGCCUGGCCCGCGCCCUUCACGACCAGCGUGUCCUGGUGGAGCCCUACGUGCGGGUGUCUUUCCUGGGGCAGCAGGGCGAGACGUCGGUGCGCGCAGAGGCGGCAGCGCCCGAGUGGAACGAGCAGCUGAGCUUCGUGGAGCUCUUCCCACCGCUGACGCGCAGCCUCCGCCUGCAGCUGCGGGACGACGCGCCCCUAGUGGACGCGGCCCUCGCCACGCACGUGCUGGACCUGAGGCGGAUCUCCCACCCGGGCCGCGCGGCGGGGUUUAACCCCACCUUCGGCCCGGCCUGGGUGCCCCUCUAUGGCUCGCCCCCCGGCGCAGGGCUCCGGGAUGGUCUUCAAGGUCUCAACGAAGGCGUUGGCCGAGGCAUUUGGUUCCGAGGCCGUCUUCUGCUGGCUGCGUCCAUGCAGGUGUUGGAAGGGAGAGCUGAACCUGAGCCUCCCCAGGCCCAGCAGGGGUCCAGGUUGUUCCGGUCUACGCGAAAGAAGAAAAAGAAAGCCAGGCGAGAUCACACCCCAACGGGGGUUGCUCAGCACGUGGACGCCAGCCCCGGUGCCGGUGCCGAGGGGCCUGAGAUUCCCAGUGCCAUGGAGGUGGAGGUGGAGGAGCUGCUGCCGCUGCCAGAGAACGUCCUGGCGCCCUGUGAAGAUUUCCUGCUUUUCGGUGUACUCUUUGAGGCCACCAUGAUCGACCCCGCCGUGGCCUCCCAGCCCAUCAGCUUCGAGAUCUCCAUUGGUCGUGCGGGCCGCCUGGAGGAGCAAUUGGGCCAAGGGUCCAGAGCUGGGGAGGGAAAUGAAGGUGUGGUGGUGGAGGCUCAGCCUCUACUGGGAGCCAGGGCAGAGGAGGAGGAGCUGGGGACCCCUGCUCAGCGACCUGAACCCAUGGAGGGCAGCGGGCCAUACUUCUGCUUGCCUCUGCGUCACCACAAGCCGUGUGUGCGUGUGUGGAGUCGCUGGGAGGAUCACACUUGGCGCCUGCAAAGCAGCAACUGCGUGCACAAAGUGGCUGAGAGGCUGGACCAGGGACUGCAGGAGGUUGAGAGGCUGCAGCGCAGGCCAGGACCUCGUGCCUGUGCACAGCUCAAGCAGGUGCUGGAAGAGCUGGUGGCUGGGAGCAGACAGUUUUGUCAAGGUGCCGAGCGCAGGGUGAUGACCCGGCCCAAUGCCCUGGAUCGAUGCCGAGGGAAACUUCUGGUGCACAGCCUGAACCUUUUGGCUAAGCAAGGACAGCGACUUCUGCGGGGCUUGAGACGGGGCAAUGUGCAAAAGAAGGUGGCAUUGGCCAAAAAGCUCCUGGCAAAACUGCGCUUUCUGGCUCAGGAGCCCCAGCCACCCCUCCCUGAUGUGCUGGUCUGGAUGCUCAGCGGGAGGCGCCGUGUGGCCUGGGCCCGGAUCCCUGCCCAGGAUGUGCUGUUCUCUGUGGUCGAGGAGGAACGUGGCCAGGACUGCGGGAAGAUCCAGAGUCUAAUGCUCACGGCACCUGGGGCACCCCCUGGUGAGGUCUGUGCCAAGCUGGAGCUCUUCCUGUGGCUGGGCCUAGGCAAGCAAGCCAAGGCCUGUACCUCCGAGCUGCCCCCAGACCUGCUGCCCGAGCCCUCGGCCGGGCUGCCCUCCAGCCUGCACCGGGACGACUUUAGCUACUUCCAACUCCGGGCUCACUUGUACCAGGCCCGAGGUGUGUUGGCAGCAGAUGACAGUGGCCUCUCAGACCCCUUUGCUCGAGUCAUCAUCUCUACCCAGUGCCAGACCACACAGGUCCUGGAGCGGACGCUGAGCCCACUGUGGGAUGAACUCUUGGUAUUUGAGCAGUUGAUCGUGGACGGGAGGAGGGAGCACCUGCAGGAGGAGCCUCCAUUAGUGAUCAUCAAUGUCUUUCACCACAAUAAGUUUGGCCCCCCUGUGUUCCUGGGCAGGGCACUGGCCCCCCCAAGGGUAAAGCUGAUGGAGGACCCAUACCAACGCCCAGAGCUGCAGUUCUUCCCCCUGAGGAAGGGACCCCGGGCAGCUGGAGAGCUCAUUGCCGCCUUUGAACUCAUCGAACUGGACUACAGUGGUCGACUUGAGCCCUCUGUGCCCAGUGAUGUGGAGCCCCAGGAUCUGGCACCACUGGUCGAGCCCCUCUCUGGACGUCUGUCCCUUCCACCCAACGUGUGCCCAGUGCUCAGGGAGUUCCGUGUUGAGGUGCUGUUCUGGGGUCUUAGGGGCCUUGGUCGUGUGCAUCUGUUCGAGGUGGAGCAGCCCCAGGUUGUACUGGAGGUGGCUGGGCAACGUGUGGAGUCUGAGGUCCUGGCCAGCUACCGUGAGAGCCCCAAUUUCACUGAGCUUGUCAGGCAUCUGACCGUGGUCUUCAAAGACACAAUUCCUCUCUUCCACCCCCAGGACUUGCCAGAGCAGCCUCACUUGCAGCCCCCACUCAGCAUCCUGGUGAUUGAGCGCCGGGCCUUUGGCCGCACAGUCCUUGUGGGUUCCCACAUUGUCCCCCAUAUGCUGUGAUUCACAUUUCGGGGACAUGAGGAUUCUCCUGAGGAGGAAGGAGAGAUGGAGGAGACGGGUGAUAUGAUGCCCAAGGGACCGCAAGGACAGAAGUCCCUGGAUCCCAUCUUGGCUGAAGCGGGUCUAUCCAGACAGCUCCUAAAGCCUCCUCUGAAGAAGCUCCGCCUAGGAGGCCUCUUGAAUCAAGGCCCUGAGCUGGAAGAGGACAUCCCAGAUCCGGAAGAGCUCGACUGGUGGUCCAAGUACUAUGCAUCGCUGCAGGAGCUCAAGGGGCAGCACAACUUUGAUGAAGAUGAAAUGGAUGAUCCUAGAGAUUCAGAUGGGAUCAACCUCAUUACUAUGGUUGGGGAGGCCCACGACCAGGGUGAGGCUGAAGUUAAAGGCGCUGUGUCCCCAAAAAAAGCGAUUGCCACCCUGAAGAUCUACAACAGGUCCCUGGAGGAAGAGUUUAAUCACGUUGAAGACUGGCUGAAUGUGCUUCCUCUGUACCGAGGGCAAGGGGGCCAGGGUGGAGGUGGAGAAGAGGAAGGAUCUGGACACCUUGUGGGCAAGUUCAAGGGCUCCUUCCUCAUUUAUCCUGAAUCAGAGGCAGUGUUGUUCUCUGAGCCCCAGAUCUCCCAGGGGGUUCCACAGAACCGGCCCAUCAAGCUCCUGGUCAGAGUGUAUGUUGUAAAGGCUACCAACCUGGCUCCUGCAGACCCCAACGGCAAAGCAGACCCUUAUGUGGUAGUGAGCGCUGGCCGGGAGCGGCAGGACACCAAGGAGCGCUAUAUCCCCAAGCAGCUCAACCCCAUCUUUGGAGAGAUCCUGGAGUUAAGCAUCUCUCUCCCAGCUGAGACGGAGAUGACGGUGGCCAUAUUUGAUCAUGACCUUGUGGGUUCUGAUGACCUCAUCGGGGAGACCCACAUUGAUCUGGAAAAUAGAUUCUAUAGCCACCACAGAGCAAACUGUGGGCUGGCCUCCCUGUAUGACGUGGAUGGUUACAAUGCCUGGCGUGAUGCAUUCCGGCCUUCCCAGAUCCUGGCGGGGCUGUGCCAACGCUGCGGCCUCCCUGCCCCUGAAUACCGAGCUGGUGCCGUCAAGGUGGGCAGCAAAGUCUUUCUGACACCGCCUGAGAUCCUGCCCCCAGGCAGCAGAGGCCUCAAGGUGGCAAGUGGGGACCCUGAAGAGGCCCAGGCAUUGCUUGUACUGCAGCGCUGGCAGGAAAUGCCAGAUUUUGGGAUCCAACUGGUACCCGAGCAUGUAGAAAUACGUCCUCUCUACCAUCCCCGCAGCCCGGGGCUGCUGCAGGGAUCUCUUCACAUGUGGAUUGACAUCUUUCCUCGAGAUGUGCCUGCCCCACCCCCAGUUGACAUCAAGCCUUGGCAGCCAAUCAGCUAUGAGCUCAGAGUUGUCAUCUGGAACACGGAGGAUGUGGUGCUGGAUGACGUGAAUCCACUCACCGGAGAGAUGUCAAGUGACAUCUACGUGAAGAGCUGGGUGAAGGGGCUGGAGCAUGACAAGCAGGAGACAGACGUUCACUUCAACUCGCUGACUGGGGAGGGGAACUUCAAUUGGCGCUUUGUGUUCCGUUUUGACUACCUGCCCACUGAGCGGGAGGUGAGCGUCCGGCGCCGGCCUGGACCCUUCGCCCUGGAGGAGGCCGAGUUCCGGCAGCCAGCAGUGCUGGUCCUGCAGGUCUGGGACUAUGACUGCAUCUCCGCCAAUGACUUCCUUGGAUCCCUGGAGUUACAGCUACCAGACAUGGUGCGUGGGGCCCGGGGCCCUGAGCUCUGCUCUGUGCGGCUGGCCCAUGACAGGGCUGGGCCAAGGUGCAACCUGUUUCGCUGCCGCCGCCUGCGGGGCUGGUGGCCAGUGGUGAAGCUGCAGGAGGCAGAGGACGUGGAGCGGGAGGCACAGGAAGCUCAGGCUGGCAAGAAGCGAAAGCGGAGGAGGAAGGGCCGGUCAGAAGACCUGGAGUUCACAGACACGGGUGGCAAUGUCUACAUCCUCACGGGCAAGGUAGAGGCAGAGCUUGAGCUGCUGACCGUGGAGGAGGCCGAGAAACGGCCAGUGGGGAAGGGGUGGAAGGAGCCAGAGCCUCUGGAGAAGCCCAGCCGCCCCAAAACUUCCUUCAACUGGUUUGUGAACCCACUGAAGACCUUUGUCUUCUUCAUCUGGCGCCGGUAUUGGCGCAUCCUGGUGCUGCUGCUGCUGCUGGCGCUGGUCACCGUCUUCCUCCUCCUGGUCUUCUACACCAUCCCUGGCCAGAUCAGUGAGGUCAUCUUCCGCCUCCUCCACAAGUGAUUCUCACUGACCUAGGACACCCACCCAGGAUGCCAACGCUUCAAUCCCUGCUUCUGAAGUUUUUCUUGCCAACAUGAGCUACCUGAGUCCAGUACUUUCUCUGAAUAAACCUAGCACACAACCA
Molecule: messenger RNA, 12063 nt
Organism: Callithrix jacchus (white-tufted-ear marmoset)
Lineage: Eukaryota; Metazoa; Chordata; Mammalia; Primates; Cebidae
Product: fer-1-like protein 4
Biological process (GO): plasma membrane organization
Cellular component (GO): membrane
Source: RefSeq, a predicted model, not a curated record